AUGCCAGUCACUAACGAGCUCAAAGUCAAGCUUACUUUCUUCCAUCGCGAAAGCCAUGUUUCACCUGAUGCAAUUCCAAGUCCUAAUUUCGUUGGUAAUGCAGUGAAUGAUCUUUGGGACAUGGAAGCUUGCGCUUGGUCGUUGAAAAGAUCUGAUGACAUUCAGGAUCCUAUCAGUGGAGGAAGACAAGUUUGUCUGACACUGCGACACAAUAACAUCAGAGCCAACGACCGAGUAGCUGAGCAAGCUAUCUCGAAUCUCUGUACAUAUCUUUUCGAGGAGUCUUCGGUGAUAACCCUGGAUGAGCUCUUGGGCAGACAAAACCUCGUGAUGGCACCAUUCAAAGGUGACGAGAUGAGCGAGACCGAUAAAUUGUUCGGAAGGUAUUUCUCAAUGGAGCAUCUCAAGCAACUUAACAAUACUGGAGGCGCCGGAUUUGUUUGGCAAGAUACAGUACAGAAAACCGAUCGACCCAUAACGCGCAAUCUUAGCAAGUGGUUUCACGCUCCACUCUACGCGGGAUUAUGCGUCACCAACUUUUUCGUAUUCUUCGAAACUACCUUUCAAGGAUUCUCUAGUGAGAAUUUCGAGAAAAUGGCCUCCCUCAGUGACCCUGAAAUGGCAGAUCUGUUCGAACGGGGACAAUGGAUAUUACGCUGUGCUAAGGUCUUUGCAGCUUGGGCUCCACAAUCAAAAAAUAAAAUUGAGGCGCAACUUCAAGUGUUAAACACCGAGGACAAGAAAGAAGCUCUAUUCACAAAAACACGCAUUAUAAAGGAUAAAGGAAGUCUAUUCCGCUCGCAGGUUGCUUUUCUAAAUAAAAGGGAUCCGGGUGCAUUAGAGUCUCGUCAAAUUUGCAACACCAUGGCUGGAAUGAUUUCAGAUUGCGGAACCUUACACGAGUCGACCCUGGAAUACAUAGACAGCUGUGUGGCCAGUACAACAAAAGAUGCCGGGUUCACUGUCGCGGGAAUUGCCUUGGUUAUGGGUGCUGCGUUCGUGCCUGUGGCCGGGCCGAUACUUCUAGCCGCUGGUAUGGCGGGCAGUAUAUGUGGAGGAGGUCUUAUAGGGCAUUACGGAGUGAUGACCGCCAUCGAUGGAGUUGCUCUUCACAAAAGUAAAAAGCUCAAGAUAUUCGUGAGAGAAGUCCACAUUGCACUUAUGUCAUGUCGAUCAUUUCUUCUCCUUAUGCUUUGGAAUACUCAGCAAUCUCUACAAUCAGAGGAAGCCCAUUACCAGGAAUUUAAGAAGAUGAUUUCUAAGUGUUUGGGAGCUGAUUUAGACCGAUUUUCUGAGUCGGGCUAUGUCAACACAAUACUCACAUCGAUGGAAGAAGUCAUCAACAAAACCAUCGCAGAGUUCAGUGCGGAAGUUUCAAACAUUGCAUGA
Messenger RNA from Botrytis byssoidea, 1389 nucleotides. RefSeq lists its product as uncharacterized. The record is from RefSeq and is a predicted model, not a curated record. Lineage: Eukaryota; Fungi; Ascomycota; Leotiomycetes; Helotiales; Sclerotiniaceae. The coding region runs from base 1 to 1389 and encodes 462 amino acids. The transcript is spliced from 6 exons.